Messenger RNA from Leptosia nina, 207 nucleotides. The record is from the annotation of a GenBank genome assembly. Lineage: Eukaryota; Metazoa; Arthropoda; Insecta; Lepidoptera; Pieridae.
AUGAACCGUGGACUCACGUCGCCAGCCUCCGCCUCGGUUUACGUCGAUGCAAUGGAAGUGGAACGAGACACUUCUUCGGCGUUCAGAGUAACGGGACGCCGGUCGAUUUGCAUUCGCCCCGGUCGUCGACCCCUGACGACAUCGAUUCCGAAGAAGCCCAAACGCUCUCGUUCCGCUCGGCUCGCCGGCGCUAAUCGCCCGAUCUAG